CGACUUACAGAGCGGCACGUUUGUAAUAAAUGUGUCCUCUGUCAUCUUUUGGGAUGCCAUAAUAAUAUAACAUAUUUAAACCACGACGAUUUAAAAAUGUCGAAUUAAGAAGGCGUUAGAUGUAAUAUAGUCUUGUGUCGAAGCUGUUUCUAAGGGCCUAGAAAAGACAAUGGCGGCGGCAGUGGAAACAUCUUGCUCGGAGUUCCUGAACUGGGAGGUUGAAAGUUCAGUUUGUAACGAGUCAAAACAAAAGAAACAGCUGUCUGCCUCGCAAAGAAGAUGCUACAACUUCUAUAGGAGGAAGUCAUUUGCUGCCUUUGUAGCAUCCGUGCAGAAUGUUUGUCAAGUUAAAGGAAGCACGUCCUGGUGCUGCUGUGGCCAGACCUUCAGCGAACACUCUGCCAUCCACAAACACGUGGCUAAAAGUCAUAAUUCUGAAGUACAGCAGCUCACUGAGGCCGCGUAUGAGCAUCUACUAAAACAGCUGGAACAAGAAGCUGAGCCGCCAAAAGAAUGCAAAGCUGAAGUAGCAGACAUUUCUGUAUGGAUACCAGAUAUCAGCCAAGUCUCUGAGGAGAACCUGAGAAAAGCUCCUGGAAAGGUUCUCCUUUAUUAUCAUUACUGUCAAGUGGAUGAUCCCCAUGUUAUCUGUGCUUGGCAGAAAGCUUUAUGUGAAAAGCUUCACUUAACAGGCAAGAUUAGGGUGGCAGCAGAAGGCAUCAAUGGGACAGUUGGAGGUACCAAUGUGGCCACUGAUAUUUACAUCAGUGCAAUGCUCUCACAUCCUGUCUUCAAGAUGGAAAAAGAAGAUUUUAAGACCAGCGAUGGAGGUGCUGAGUGUUUUACAGACCUGAAGGUUGGAGUCUUUAAGGAGAUUGUCCCAAUGGGGGUGGAUCCUGAUGCUGUGUCCUACAAGCUGGCAGGAACUCAUCUGGACCCUGAAGAGUUUCAUAAGGAAGUGGAAGCUCUUUUGGCUAACAGAGAUUCUAGCGACGACACCAUCCUCCUCGACUGCCGCAACUUUUACGAGAGCAAAAUUGGCCAGUUCACUCGGUGUCUGGCCCCAAACAUCCGUAAGUUCAGUUAUUUCCCAGACUACAUUGACCAGAACCUGGAGCUGUUCCGGAACAAAAAGGUUCUGAUGUACUGCACAGGAGGGAUCCGCUGUGAACGUGGAUCUGCCUACCUCUGCUCUAAAGAUGUGUGUAAAGAGGUUUACCAGCUGAAAGGGGGAAUCCAUAAGUACUUGGAGAGUUUCCCUGAAGGUUUCUAUCGAGGGAAACUUUUCGUCUUCGAUGAACGCUACACCAUCUCCUCCAACAAUGAUGUCAUCGCAGAUUGCAGGUAUUGCGGCCUUCCCUGGGACCAGUAUGAGCUUUGCAGCACCCAGUUCUGUUGCCAGCUGGUGUUGUCCUGUCCCAGCUGCAGAAAGAAAGGAUGCACCGCCUGCUGCCCAUCCUGCCAAAGGAAAGGAGAGACUCAAGACAAGGAGGCCUCUGAUGUUGAGCACCCCAAAGAAGAGUGCGAGUGCACUGACACACGGGCCAGAAUCCCUCAGGAUGUUUAACAACAUAAGAUCUGGAUUUAAAGUGUCUUAAUUAAUUAAUGGAAUAAAAACUAUGGAAAAUCCUGAGCAAACUUAUAAAAAACAUUUAUAAGAAUGUUGAAAAUGAAAUAAGAAACAACUAAAUAUAUUAAUUACUGAAACCUUUUAAUCAAAAUCUAAUGAGAAAUCAUAAAAGUACCUCCUGGAUCUAUGAAUUGUAUUCUUAUUUUAUGAUGUUAAUAUUCAGAAUGUACAGUCAGUUAUUAAAAAAUUUCAGAUAUG
Gambusia affinis (western mosquitofish) is the source of this 1828-nucleotide messenger RNA. Its product is annotated as thiosulfate sulfurtransferase/rhodanese-like domain-containing protein 2. Lineage: Eukaryota; Metazoa; Chordata; Actinopteri; Cyprinodontiformes; Poeciliidae. The record is from RefSeq and is a predicted model, not a curated record. Bases 170 to 1567 code for a protein of 465 amino acids. The transcript is spliced from 9 exons.